Punica granatum (pomegranate) is the source of this 864-nucleotide messenger RNA. Lineage: Eukaryota; Viridiplantae; Streptophyta; Magnoliopsida; Myrtales; Lythraceae. The record is from RefSeq and is a predicted model, not a curated record.
CAAACCAAGCAGUCCUAGUGAUCUUAAGAUAUGGCAAGAGUUGCUCUUCCUCACUUAGUACUUAUUAUACUUCUCUCCAUGGAAGCCCCUCUAGCACAGCCCACAGCCAGCACGAAGCCACUGGCUGCAGCCUCUGACUCGACCGACUUCAUUGAGGUCUCGUGCAGGUCCACCCGCUACCCUCCCCUAUGUGUCCAGUGCCUGUCGAGUUAUGCGCGUGUGAUUCGACAGAAUGAGCAGGCCCUGGCCAGAGUGGCCCUUUCGGUGACCCUAUCUCGGGCCAGGCAGGCAAUGGCCUUUGUGGCUAGGAUGAGGGACACUCGAGGCAUCAGGCCGAGGGAGAAUGGUGCCGUGAGGGACUGUGUUGCCAACCUUGGCAGCAGCGUGGACCGCCUUGUCCAGUCCAUCAUUGAGAUGGACCAGAUGAACAAGGCUGCCCCCGGCGACGACUUUGAGUGGCACGUCAGUAACCUGGAAACUUGGGUCAGCGGGGCACUCACCAAUGCGAACACCUGCCUCGAUGGGUUUGCUGGCCGGGCUAUGGACGGGAAUAUCAAGACCACGGUGAGGUCUAAGGUGCUGGAUCUUGCUCAAGUCAUGAGCAACACGCUUGCUCUCAUGGAUCGGUUUGCAGCAAGGCAUAGGCGAUCCUCGCAUGGACGACACCCUUAGAAUAUGGAGUCCAAUGGCAAAAUUAAGGUCUUCUUUGAUAUAACGUGCUUUCUGUUUGUAAAUGUAAUGUGGUAGGGAUAUGAUGCGUGAGGUCGAUGUAGUUUUGGUGCUUCAAGAUGCUAAAAGUGGUAAUAGUUUUGUUCAAGUAGGGAAGUGAGUUAACGUCAUAUAUACAUCAAACUAAAAUGUAUU